AUCAGUAUAAAGUAAAAUAAUAAAAUAUUUUUAUAAAAUUUAUUUAAAUGUUUAUAAAAUGAUGGAAUCAGUAAAUGAAGGAAAUAAACGAAAUGUAAAUAAAAAUACUGUGGAUUGGUCACGAUUUGGUUUGGGUAAUGAAAAUGCAUCAAGACCAAGAGGUAAUUUAAGUGGAUUUGUAGAUUUGGGUAAUGAAUAUGAAUAUGCAGCUGGUGGACAUCAUGCCUCUGGUGCUAAUGAAUUAUUUGCUGAAGAACAGGGUGAUGUCCCUUGGUGGCGUUCAAAUUUUUUCAUAUCCCAACCGAUAUUGUUUGGUACAUGGGAUGGAGUGUUCACUUCUUGUUUAAUAAAUAUAUUUGGUGUUAUUGUGUUUUUACGGAGUGGAUGGAUUGUUGGUGAAACUGGAAUUUUAAGUGCGGUUGUAAUUGUUAUAUUUACAGUAUGUAUUGCGUUAGUAUCAGUUCUAUCCGCAAUUGGAAUAUGUGAACGAUGUCGUGUAGAAAGUGGUGGGGUAUAUUUCUUGGUGGCACAUGUUCUUGGAUCAAGGUUUGGAGGUUCAUUAGGUCUUCUAUACUGUUUUGGCCAGGCUGUAGGAUGUGCUUUGAAUGUGCUUGGUUUUGGUGAAUCGAUUGCCGGUUUAAUUGGAUAUGCUGGUUAUAAAUGGGUUGAAAGAGGAUUGGGUUGUGCAGCUGUUUUACUUUUGAGUAUAAUAAAUGUGGCUGGAGUGAAAUGGGUUAUAAAAUUACAAUUUAUUCUUUUAUUAAUAUUAUUAUUGGCUGGAUUAGAUUUUAUUGUUGGCAGUUUUGUACAUUCUGACGAUGAAAAUGGAUUUGAAGGCUGGAUUAGUGGUAAUUUUAAAUUAAAUUUAUGGCCAGAUUAUACACCUGGUUAUAGUUGGUUCACAGUAUUUGGAGUAUUUUUCCCAACAGUGACUGGUAUUUUAUCGGGUAUUAAUAUGAGUGGUGAUUUACGAGCGCCUUCGACAGAUAUACCAAAUGGGACUUUAGCAGCAAUUUCAACCGGAACAUUUUUAUAUCUGGUUUUUGUACUAUUUUUGGGAGCAACCUGUACCAGAGCAACUUUAUUAAAUGAUUUUAUGAUCACUGCUAAAGUAUCAGCAUUCCGAAUUCCAUUGUUAGCGGGACUCUAUGUAGCAUCAAUGUCCAGUUGUUUGGGUGCUAUGUAUGGGACACCAAGAGUUUUACAAUCAAUUGCCAAUGAAAAUGUUAUACCUGGAAUAGGUAUUUUAGGAAUGGGGCGUGGUCCAAAUAAAGUACCUGUAUAUUCAAUGGCUGUAAUAGCAGCAGUUACUUUUACAUUUAUACUUGUUGGUGAAAUAAAUACGUUAGCACCAAUUGUUACAAUGCCGUUUUUAUUAACGUAUGCAUGCAUUGAUUAUGCAUAUUUUGCCUUAGCACAAACAUUUGAUUUACAACAGCAACGCGAAGAAAGAUUUUAUACUACUUCAAUUGCUACGACUGACAAUCGUGAAAUUGUUCAAGAUUGGCAAAGUGGGACCAGUACAAUUAUUGAUGAUGAUUUAGAUUCCUUAUUUCCAGAACGCGUACGACACAAAAUUGUUGGGAAUUCAAAAACCAACAGCCCUGUUGUAACUCCGACUUCAGAGUCAAAGCGACAACAAUCGUUACCUAUUCAUUCGAAGACACAAAAUUGGUAUUCAAUGUUUUGUAAUCGAUGGCUUUCACUUUUUGGGGCAUGUCUGAAAUUGUUAAUUAUGUCUUUAGUUCAUUGGGAAUAUGCUGCAAUAAAUAUAUCCGUCGUAUUUUUAGUUUGGUUAUAUGUUGGAACAGCAAACCCAGCUGUAAAACCAGGGUUGGCAGCUGAAUUUCAUUUUCUGCGUUGGUUAAAAAAUGCUAUUCUACGAUUGUGUGGUAAACGAGUACAAGAAUACGAACAAAUAAUUGUUACACCGAAUCAUCCAGGAGUUGAUAUGACCAGUUCUCAAAUAAAUGAAGACAAUAUUGAUUUUGCAUCACGCAGACGUUACCAUCAGUCGUCGACGGUUGUUGGACAUAUGGUGAAUGUGGACGAUGAUUGAAAUUUAUAUGUGAUACUAGUACUAUUUAAUGCUAUUAUAAAAGAGCAACGGUAUGCAUUCAAAUAAUUAACUAAUAAUGGGACCCAGUUCUUAAAAUAUAUUUUUCUUUAAAGAUAAUAGCGCCUGUUUGCUUAAUUUUGAGCAACUGUAAUUUAUAGAAAUUUUACCAUAGGGCUUAGUACAUUUUAAGGGGAUAUUAACAAGGCUAUGGAGCCGCGUUGAAAGUACGAAAAAUUUUACAUAAAAAAAUAUACUUUUUUGAAUGCAGGAAAAUGAAACCCAGUUAGUUUUGUCAAAUGGCUGAAUAUCAUUCAGGCCGUUUAGUAAAAAAGCUAUGCUGUUAACUGAACGGCUAAUUAAGCUAGUUGGCUGCGAUAUUUUUUUGGCAUUGCUGUUUUUUUCACUUCUGAACAUCAGCGAUAUUUUGAGUGUGUUAAUAUUCACCAGUAUACUGGCGAGUGCUCAUGACGUCAGAAAUCGGUGUCAUAUUGUAAUGGUAUACUACGCCAUAUUGUACUGGUAAAACGGGAAUGACAGUGUAGAUAUUUUCACCGGAUGUUUGUAUAAGAAAUUUAUUUAUUUAUUGUUCAUUAAGAGGGAAUGAUGGCGUCUGAACAGACUUACUCGUAAUUGAAGAAUACAAUAAGAAUAUAUAUUAAAGAAUAUACACGCACUGGCCAGUAUAUUUCGGAACGAUUCACCAGUAUGGCGUCGGUUUAUGACGUAAUCAGAACUGGCCAGUAUACUGGUGAGUAUUACAAAACACACACAUAUAAUAAAAAAAAGGAAUGAAUAUUUAUGGCAGUCACUCAUCCUACGAGUAACCAUGGUGGGAGCGUACAUCUUUCAUAACUCCUUUGUUUUUAGUUACCCAUUUAAAUGCAUACCGUUGAUCUAUAAAGUUGUAAAGUUUUCUAAUUUAAUUACUAAAAUAAUAAUGAA
Chrysoperla carnea is the source of this 3001-nucleotide messenger RNA. RefSeq names its product solute carrier family 12 member 8. Gene Ontology annotation, cellular component: membrane. Bases 59 to 2059 code for a protein of 666 amino acids. Gene Ontology annotation, biological process: chloride ion homeostasis; potassium ion homeostasis; chloride transmembrane transport. Lineage: Eukaryota; Metazoa; Arthropoda; Insecta; Neuroptera; Chrysopidae. Gene Ontology annotation, molecular function: potassium:chloride symporter activity. The transcript has 10 exons. The record is from RefSeq and is a predicted model, not a curated record.